CUCCCUAGUAAAUGUAUGUAUGUAUGUACCCCCAGAGAGAAACUUGUACCACGGAGCGGAAGUAGCCGCUGUGUAUCUAAUGCUUUGACGUUGCGUGAAAUUGCCCUUAUAAACAAAUUGUAUUUCACACUGUUAAAUCGUUUAUUGACGUUUAAUGUUGAAACAACUCCAUUCGAAAUGUACGCAUUUAUCAUUCGGAAAAAAUAGUUUAAGAGUAAGACGUUCAGUUGGCGUGCGUUACAUAACCUACGACGAUGAGAAUUCUCUGCGAUGGCAGUCCAUGGAUGUUGGACACAGUUUAUUAUCCAGUGAAAAAAAUCGCUCGUCUAAAAAUCCACCGUACUUACCGUCGCAAUCGCAAAUUGUCAUUGCCGGUGCUGGAACUGUCGCCAAUUCGGUCGCCUAUCAUUUAAUACUGAAUGGAUGGAACGAUGUCCUUGUUCUGGAGCAAAACACUAGGUUGCCAGUAAAUUCGAGCAAAAUAUUGUAGCAACUUUAUCAAUUGUGUCUACACUAAGAUCCUAGUUAAGAUAAUAGAGCUUGUAGAAUAUGUUUUGUACUAUUUGCAUAAAAUAUUUAUAUUUAUGGUCAUAAUCCUAGUGAAAAAAUUUCAGUAAUUAUAGAAGAAUGUAUAAAAUAAUCUAAUAGCUUUAUUGACCUUGACUUUGAUAUAUGUUAUAGAGUUUAUUCCUGAGUAAUAUAUUUUUAUUUUAAGUGCUUUAACAACUAGAUGGGUAAUCUCUUAUAAUUUUUGAGAUAUUUAAACUUUAUAAAUUACUUUAUAAUCACAGGUAAAACUCUUAUUUAGCGCCAAUGACCUUGACCUUGACAUAUAUCAUUGUUGAGGUCAUGAUCCUGAAAUGCCUGCUUUUUCAUAUGCAGCACGCAGUAGCAGCAAAAUGUCACGUGAUUCAAAUUUUUCAGAACUGCUUCCAUCACAUUUGUUGCGUAUGAAAAGGAAUUUAGCAGCAACAUAUUGAAGUUUAACCUUUAAUAUAAAUAUAAGUACAUAAAUAUAAACAGCGAUAUAUCUGCAUUGAGUAUAUCUAUAUUGUAUAAUUGCAUUUAACGUAUCUUAUAUUACGUAUUAAAUAACCCUGCUCUGGCUCAUA
Wasmannia auropunctata (little fire ant) is the source of this 1112-nucleotide messenger RNA. RefSeq names its product pyruvate dehydrogenase phosphatase regulatory subunit, mitochondrial-like. The coding region runs from base 155 to 490 and encodes 111 amino acids. The transcript is spliced from 2 exons. NCBI's taxonomy places the organism in Eukaryota, Metazoa, Arthropoda, Insecta, Hymenoptera, Formicidae. The record is from RefSeq and is a predicted model, not a curated record.